Pangasianodon hypophthalmus (striped catfish) is the source of this 1017-nucleotide messenger RNA. It is a transcript of the gene pcp4a, whose product is annotated as Purkinje cell protein 4a. NCBI's taxonomy places the organism in Eukaryota, Metazoa, Chordata, Actinopteri, Siluriformes, Pangasiidae. Bases 23 to 316 code for a protein of 97 amino acids. The record is from RefSeq and is a predicted model, not a curated record. The transcript is spliced from 3 exons. Gene Ontology annotation, cellular component: cytoplasm. Gene Ontology annotation, molecular function: calcium ion binding; calmodulin binding.
GCGCGGGGGGCUUCCUCUAUAAAUGCGGCGCUGGCGCGCGGACUCCAAGACUGCGUCACUGGUGCCAAGGAAGCGCGCGCGCGGAAUCGUCGUAUCCCCAUCCGUUCAUCAUCUUUACACCAUGAGUGAGAGACCAGGAUCCGGAGCACCAACCGGACUCAGCAAACCCUCAGGGGUUGAAGAUGCAUCCAAGAAGGACGUCCCUCCUGAGGACUUCGACAUCGACAUGGACGCCCCCGAGACGGAGAAGGCCGCCGUCGCCAUCCAGUCGCACUUCAGAAAGUACCAGAAGAAGAAGCAGGAUACGAAGCCAUAGGAUGUGCCGGCUGAACGCAGCCCGAAGCUGAUUGCAUGUUUAAUAAAGCGCACUGUCAUGGACUCAAGGGUGGGGAUUAUAUUAUGGUGGAGGUGAGGGGAAAAGGGACUUGAAGUGAAUCAUCGGUUCGUCUGUCACUGGCAUCCAUCUGGAACAAUAAGCCUGAUCGUUUCAGAUUUGAUUCCUGUCUGUUCGUGUUCGGUUAUUUGUCUUCAGUUUAUUGCUUUUUCUUACUGAAUUUCUUCUCUUGUUUUGGUUUUGAAAGCUUCAUGCUUGUCAGUACUGACAUUUUUAAAAGAAUAUUUCACCCUGUAUGUGUUAGUCUGUGAUCAUAUUCUGUUCAUAACAUGGAACAAAGAAAUGAGCUGCAGAAAAGAUACUCUAAAAUGUCUGGCAUCACUGUAAAUCUGGUUUUCUUAUGAGUACAGUGUUAUUUGGGGAAAAACAAAGCAACUCCAGAUUAUGAGUAAUCUAAUCCAAUCCCUUUCUUUAUGACUGUUUCACUUUCAUAUGCACUGGUUACUGCGUUUCUAUUAUUUGUUGUCGUCUGGCUUCAUCAGUGUGUUUUGUGCUUGAACCUUAAUCGUCUCCCCGCAAGAGUUUCAUCAAGUAAAUGUGCCAAGUGCUACACUAUACUGUCCAUCCAACACUUUGAAAUGAUAUACACCCUUAAUAUGAGCGAAUAAAUAUUUAAGAACAGA